Messenger RNA from Octopus sinensis (East Asian common octopus), 1189 nucleotides. RefSeq lists its product as uncharacterized. Lineage: Eukaryota; Metazoa; Mollusca; Cephalopoda; Octopoda; Octopodidae. The record is from RefSeq and is a predicted model, not a curated record. Bases 160 to 918 code for a protein of 252 amino acids. The transcript has 4 exons.
UCUAAAGGUCGUUCUUGUCUUUGUUGCUUUCUUUUAAUUGCCUUAUCUGUGGAACAACUUAUAUCCUGGUGUUGGUCAAUCUCAUAAAUGCAGAAAAUUCCGUGCAGAUGUUCCCUAUCCGAAUGCUUUCUGCUACAGUUUCUUUCACAUUAGCGAAAGAUGUCGAAUUUUGAGCAGAGAAAAGAAAUUGAGACCACGAUUAUAAAAAUGAAUGCAGUCUUCUACUUGGCCCUGGUGUUUGGUCUAGGGACAUGUGGUGUGGUGAAAACGGAGCCAAAGAUAAACGAAGAUGAAAUCGUUGCUACUGCAACUAUCUUGAAAGAAAUUACAGAACACCAAGUUAAUGGAGAAGUCGAAAAUUCUGUGUUGGAUAUCGAGUCGCAAGAUGAAAAAUUGAGCACUGAUGUAUUCAACAAUGAUGAUGUGAAGAACAGUGAGGUAAUGAGAUGUCAUUGGAGAGCAGUUUUAGGAAACUGCACCCUAUCCGCUCCCCAUGUUGCGCUUUUUAGUGUUUAUAUGAGAGUUGCCAAACAAGGACUGGACGUUUCCGUGAUGUAUCAUCAUCGGGAAGUUGAUAGCAUUCAUAUGGACAAGAGUACCAGGUUUAUGUUUUUCGUCGUUUUAGACUCUAGCUAUCUAUUGAGAGUCACAGAAAGUAGAAGAAACAAAAGUCAAGUUACUGUAUGUUUUCGACUGAGAGUGAGACAUGCGUUCAGCAAAACAUUUUACAAUUUCGGUUGUACCAGCAAUAUUUACAAAGUAACUGAAAGUCAAACAGUGGUGGAAGUCACCAAUUGGAAUUUCAUUCUUUCAAAUUCUUUGGAGUUUGAUGUUGAUACUGACAAAACCGAGAAUGUCGAAAACUUUAUUGAAUCAAAUCAAAAUGAAAAUUCUCUCACUUGGCACAAAGAUGUCUAGAAGCGAAAGGUUCUUGAAUAACAUGGGCAAUAAUACUUUCAUUCAUUUAUAAUCAGUUAAAAACAUAAAUUAAUAUCACAAAGUUGAUUAAAUAGUGAAGUAUACUGAUAGCUAAAAAACCAAUAUGUAACAGGUUGGUAAUAUAUUAUAUUGAUUAAACAGUAAAGUUCAUUUAUAGGUAGGAAUAAAGAAACAAUGGGUAACAAAUCUAUCAUAAACACAAAAGAAUAUAAGAAAAUAUUUUCUGCUUAAUAAAUAUUUGAUUGAUGUA